CACGUUUUCCGCCUGCGGUCACACAAGGAUUAAAAAGAAACAAAAAAGGCAACGUGAAAAGGCCCCAACACAAGGGCAGCGAUGGCAAAAAGCCGUUUCAUUCACCAAAUAUUUGCUCUCGUCGCCUUUCUGAACGUAGCAUUGGCUUAUGUACAAGGUGGAGUUCACAAUCAAGAUGCAGGGGCUGGUUUGAGUCAGAUUGACCUCGAAGCUUCCAAGGAAAUCACCGUUUGUACAACACAGAGGAAACCGCUGAGCUGCUCAUACCCGGGCUCAAACAUCGCAGUUACAGGUGUAUUCUGGGGUCGCAAGUCUGCUGUGAUAUGUCCUUCAGAUGAUGGAGAUACAAUGCUUGACUGCUUCACUGCACCGGAGUCAGAGGGAAUAGUGAAGGGAAGAUGCGAAGGAAAAGAAUCAUGUGAACUUGAAGCCAGACAUGCCUUGCUACAGAACACAGGAUCACAACACUGCCCUGGCGUAAAUAAAUAUUUAACUGUCAAUUACACGUGUGUGCCUGAUGCAAAAGAAGUCGUCAUUUGUGAUUCUGAAAACUCAAGCCUCACCUGCCCGGCUUCAUGGAAGAUUGGCGUCAAUUCAGUAUUCUGGGGACGCCAGUCAACCACUGUCUGUCCAGCAGAGAACGGACAGACCAUGUGCACUGGGGCCCCUGAGAGUCUUGGGAUUGUGAAGAAGUCAUGUGAUGGGUUGACCAGGUGUGACGUGCAUUCUUCUUAUGAUCAAGUACAAAAUGGCGCCGAAAACUGCCCUGGAGUUCAGAAAUACUUGAUAAUCAACUACAGCUGUAAACCGCAUCCAAACAUAGGUACGGAAGAGGAUGCCAUUCAGAAUGACCAAGAAGCAGUUCCCAUGAAGGUCCCUCCUGCCAAACCCAAAUCAGGACUGGCACCAAACGUUGUGAACGAUCUUAAACAGCUGGACGGCGGGGGCCAACAGAUUGUGAAAAUACCAGCUGAAGAGGGGAAUAGUGUUGUUGGAGAGAACUUGAAUAUUGGACGACUGGGCAUGGGAGGCCUCAAGGCUCUGGAGAAGAUCAACAAUCUUAUCAAAGCGUCUGCUGAAACGCAAGAUGGCGACGAUCCUGGGUCGGACAAUGGUUUGACAGAUGAACAAGCGCAGGCUAUUGAACGUAUGAUAAUUGAAGGAAUCCAUCAUAUAAAGAAAAAGCCGUCAUUGCCAUUGCCUUCUGGUACAGAGAGAGCCUCUAUUCCUCGUCAGAAGAACAUGCAGAAAUCAAUUCCCAAGCUACCGCAGGCGGCGAGAAGGAAAGGCGACCCUGUACCACUUCCGACAAAGCUUGUAUCUCAAAAGAAAGCAACCAGAGCUCUACCCACUGCAGUACAGGUGGGGGUACCCAGGCUACAGAAAGAAGGGUCUAACGGCAAGGGAACACCGCCAGGUAAUCAGGAUCAGAUGAAAAAAACAGUACCUGGGACUAAAAGGACCUCGCUCAACGAAAUAGUCCAAGUUCCAACCAAAAAGAGACCUGUUCCUGUUCUUAAAAACCAGUUCGCGGAACAAAGAAAAAACUCGCAGCCUCAGAAGCUUCGUGGCUUAGGACUUGGAAAUGCAGGAGCUGGAAAUUCACCUUAAUGUAUGAAAAAUAAAGUCAGCGGCAUCGAAUCAAAAGGCAUGGCGGAAAUCCAUCCGAGUUGAUAUUGCAACGGUUGCCUUAAAUUGUUUGUUUGUUCGUUUGUUUGUUUUUUAUAUAGGAAACCGAUCCACCUUUUUGAUAGAUGCUUAGCGCUAGGAUAAUUGGCUAAGAGAUUUUAGCUGAUAUUGUAACCGAAUACGAGACUCUAGUAAAAUAAGCCGAGUAAAAGUAAGUAACACUAUUUUUUCACCGACAAAAAAAAUUAUGCACCCUGGGGUCAAGGGUAGGGUGUAUGAUACUAGGUUAAUAGAUCAUGGUUAUACGCAGGGAGCAUGAAAAAGCUUAGGUAAACUUUCACAUGAACGACUCAAUAACUGCAAACAUACCCAAACGAACUGAAUACAGCUUUUACGCUUUCCGAGUGAACUCUAUUACCUAACUUAAUGAUGCUCAAAUGUUUUCAAUAAAGAACACAGUGAAACCAUCA
This is a messenger RNA of Pocillopora verrucosa, 2099 nucleotides long. The record is from RefSeq and is a predicted model, not a curated record. NCBI's taxonomy places the organism in Eukaryota, Metazoa, Cnidaria, Anthozoa, Scleractinia, Pocilloporidae.